Molecule: messenger RNA, 4027 nt
Organism: Cryptotermes secundus
Lineage: Eukaryota; Metazoa; Arthropoda; Insecta; Blattodea; Kalotermitidae
Exons: 6
Coding region: 254-3442 (1062 amino acids)
Molecular function (GO): protein binding
Source: RefSeq, a predicted model, not a curated record
AACACAGUCUCUAUUAAUCACUUUAUUAUUAUUAUCAUUAUUACUGUUAUUAUUUUGUCUAGCUCCUGUAUGUCGAUAAUCUCUAGAUACGAAAUUUUGCUUCAUCAUUGCAACACGUCGAAAGCAGCAAAGUAGAGCCUAAAAGCGUUGGGCGUGAUCCGUCCGGUAUCUGUGAUAUGAUUAUCAGUGCAUAUUAUUAGAGCGUUGGAGGUUGGUGACACGUAGGUGGUUACCUCUUGUGGGUUUUUAAGCUAUGGAUCUUUCAGAUUCUUGUGCCUUGUCAAAUGAAAGGUCUUCACCCCCAGUGGUUCAAGCAGAUGGAGUAGACAAAGUUACAGCUACACUUGAAAAUAUCACAUUGGCUGAUACAAAAUCAAAAAAUUAUGUGACAGUAGUACAGAAUACUGUACAGUACCAUAGUAUAGAAAGUACAUGUUCUGGUACUGUGCAAAUAAACAGUCAUUCAGGAGAGACAUCAGAAACUGAAACACAAGAGCCUGUAGCAGCCAUUGAUGAUGAAAACUUUUUGAGGGAACAGUUAAAGUCCCUGGAAUGUCCAUUUACUUGGAACUUACAAAAUGAAGGGCGCCAUGAAACAUCUGAUUCAAUCAUAACAAGAUUAAGUGAAAAAAUUGAAGAAAUUGUAGAGGAAGGUGCAUUUCAAUGGCGCACAUUUACAUUGCUGCUUAUAAUUUGUUACGAAAAUUUUCGCAAAGGUGAUAUUACAGAGGCAUGGGACAAACAGAGAGAAUGUGAAAAAUAUCUUAAUCCUUCAGAUUCCAAAGGAAUAUACGAAAGUUUUUUUCUGGCAACAAAAGAUGCCCUAUUCCAUGUUAUCUAUGCAUGUAAGUGUCACCUAUUUUUUGAAUCUGGUGUUCUGAAUGAGGCAAGGCAAACACUUCAUAGUGUGUGUAAAUUUGAAGAAAUGGAUAAUUCAUGCAAGGCUGCCAUCUGGGGUGUUCGGGCAGUUGUUUCAAUGGAAUAUGGCUAUCAGGGAACCAAGGCUGCUGUGGAAUAUAUCGAGAAGGCUUUGGAACUGGACCCAGAGCAGGGUGAAUGGCACUUUCUGUAUGGAAAAUGCCUUGGUCGUAUUCGUCGCAUUUACAAUUUCAAUGAGAUUCCCCCACAGAAGGAACUGAAAGCUCUGGAAAAUGCAGCUCAAAUGACAAAAAAUGCUUCCUAUAUAAUUUUCUUAGCACAGGCUUACAGAGAAGCAUCAUUCAGAGUCUUCUCCAUCCACAGGAAUGACCUAGCACCUCUAAAGGGGGAAAUUGACAAGAUGUGUGAACGCUCAGCUGAACUUUAUAGGCUAGCACUGGAUUUGAGAGGCGAAUGUGCACAUAUCAAUAUCCGAUGUGCUCAGGGCUUUUGUAAACUUCCUUAUCCACAUAAAAAUAUAGCAUUAGCAAAGAAAUGUUGCAAGAAGGCUCUGUAUCUUGCGCCCAAUAAUGCAAUGGCUAACCAUGUCGCAGGGUCAAUCUGUGAAAAAUAUGAAAGUGAUUUACAAAGUGCAAAGAAAUACUAUCAGAUGGCUGGAGACCAAGGUGCUUAUGGUGCAUUCAUGGACCUGUACAGAUUGAAGUACAAUGAGGACCAGACAUAUGAUCCAAUCCCAGAUUUUGAGUUCUUACUAAGCCGUUUUAGAGAGAAACCAUUAGUAGAGGAGAUUAUAUGUCAAAUGGGUGCCUUCUACCUAUUCAUGAAGGAUGAUCUGCCUAUGGCUUACAGGAAAUACUACAGUAAGGUCAUUUCCCAGAAUCCAGAAUCUGAAAAGUUAAAGACUCACAAAUGUAACUUCUUGCCCAUGAAAAAACCCGUGAAUAUCUAUGAAGUGAUUUUUGAUGAGGCAAGAAUAAGACUAAAAGAAAAAAACUGCAAGAGUUUGUCUGAUGAAGACUGUAAGUUGUUUCGUCAGAUUGUCAUUGAAUAUUCACACCUUUUCCCACAACUGUCGCAGAAUUCUCCAAAACCCAGACGGAAGAUGGUCUUGGAAGAAGCAGAAAGUGCAUACUCUGAUCGAUCACGCUCACGUGGUGGUAGGGGUAGGGGUAGAGGUAGAGGGGGAUCUCGUGGAUUGGGUACCAGUGGGGGCAGGAGUAGAGGUAGAGCUGAUGGUCAAAGAGAUUUCAGUGGCGGUAGAGGUGCAUACCGCCGGAGAUUUGGAAGUCGCGAUUCAAGCACUGACAGUAAGAGUAGCAAUAUGGCUAGAUAUCACCAGAAAGCUGGAAGUCGUGAUUCAAGCACUGAAGGAAGGGACAGACAUUACAGUAAAGAAAGAAAUUUUUUUGGUAGUUGGCAUCAAAGUAGAGAUUCGAGUAAUGAUAGCAGAAGCAGCCAGGACAAGAAUUGGCGAAGUGGACCAAGGGACUUUGAUGAGAUUGGCAAGGGAAAGUUGACCCAUCAUCGGGACAGUAGCAAUAGCAGUAGAUAUCACCAGAAAGCUGGAAGUCGUGAUUCAAGCACUGAAAGAAGGGACAGACAUUACAGUAAAGAAAGAAAUUUUUUUGGUAGUUGGCAUCAAAGUAGAGAUUCGAGUAAUGAUAGCAGAAGCAGCCAGGACAAGAAUUGGCGAAGUGGACCAAGGGACUUUGAUGAGAUUGGCAAGGGAAAGUUGACCCAUCAUCGGGACAGUAGCAAUAGCAGUAGAUAUCACCAGAAAGCUGGAAGUCGUGAUUCAAGCACUGAAAGAAGGGACAGACAUUACAGUAAAGAAAGAAAUUUUUUUGGUAGUUGGCAUCAAAGUAGAGAUUCGAGUAAUGAUAGCAGAAGCAGCCAGGACAAGAAUUGGCGAAGUGGACCAAGGGACUUUGAUGAGAUUGGCAAAGGAAAGUUGACCCAUCAUCGUGACAGUAGCAAUAGCAGUGUAGAAGGAAGGCCAUAUCCCAUUAGGGAGAAUAAUAAUGGACAUCAGGGCUCCAGAACUUACAGUGUGAGUAGAAAUGGAAGUGGAUCAGAUUUACCCAGAGAUUUGGGAGGAAGCAGAAUAAGAACAGAAAGUAAUAGUAGUGUUGGUAGUGAUACACGUAGAGACUGGAAAGAUGGUUGCCUUGGUGGGGGACCCAGGAGUAGAAACAGUAAUCAGGUGGGGCAUGGACAGACAGAUGAAGGAAGCAGAUUGAAACGGAAUUUUGGAGAAAAGCGAGAUAGUAGUAGUAAUUGGGGUUCUUGGAGGGGUUACCAGAGGGGUGGGAAUAGAAGACCAGAUUUCCAUGGGAGUGUAAAUUAUGAACAAGAAGCACGACAAAGUAACAUGAAUCAAGAUUCUGGGAGCAGAAGUUCAAACAUGCACCAUAACAGAGAGCAAAGUGAUGCAAUGGGAGCUUCAGCUGCCAGAGCAUCUCAGAGGGAAAGUAGAUGGCAGGGUAGUGAAGAUAAGUCAAAAAGAUGGUUUAAUGCGAAAGAAACAAAUUUUAAACUCUCCUGGCAAAACACUAAGAAUUAGUAAUGUUCCAUACAUGAUUUAAGUACCAAAUUUGAAUAACGUAAACCAUUAUAUUUGCCUCAUAGGAUCUGUCAGCGUUUCUCUGCAAGCUCCACUGAGACACUAUAUAUUAAUAUUCCCAAAGUGGAAGAUGUAACCCCUUGUUUCUCCUUAAGGGUUGCUCACUGUGUUGCAAACACACAUGCACCGUUCCCUCAUUAUGAAUUUAACUGAAAAAACUAAUUCCAAUUGCCCUUAUUCUUGGCGAUGUGGAUCUUGUUUCAAACUCAUGAUCUUUUUUGCCACAGUAUACAGUAUAAAAUAAAGUCUGUUUGGCCACUGCAUUACCCAGCAAUCAGGUGAAGACACCAGAGACACAAUUACUUCCCAGAAAACUAAAGCACUAAGUUCCCUGUAAUGAAUAUUGAUUAUUUUUUGGAAUAUUUUUGGGGUUCUGUCAAAAAACAGAUGUUCACUGCUAGAUUACAAAUAAGUCAGAACACUGUAGAAAUUUCCUGUCUGUAAAAGUUGGGGGGCUAUGCUACAAGCCGGAAGGUCACGGGUUCAAGUCCCAAUGAGGUCAUUGGACUUUUUUCAAUUGACCUA